Messenger RNA from Abrus precatorius (Indian licorice), 1500 nucleotides. RefSeq names its product vesicle-associated protein 1-2-like. Bases 69 to 956 code for a protein of 295 amino acids. The record is from RefSeq and is a predicted model, not a curated record. Gene Ontology annotation, biological process: endoplasmic reticulum membrane organization. The transcript has 9 exons. Gene Ontology annotation, cellular component: endoplasmic reticulum membrane; plasma membrane. Lineage: Eukaryota; Viridiplantae; Streptophyta; Magnoliopsida; Fabales; Fabaceae.
GCAGAGGGUGUGAGGCCCACUCCCGUAACCGACGACGCCAACUAUCCCAUUCUCCAAUAACACCAACCAUGACUACGGAGCUUCUUCAAAUCGAACCCGCUGAACUCAGAUUUGUCUUUGAGUUGAAGAAACAGAGUUCGUGCUUGGUUCAACUUGGGAACAAGUCUGAUGAGUAUAUUGCUUUUAAGGUAAAAACAACGUCACCAAAGAAAUAUUGCGUCAGACCCAACAUAGGCAUCAUCAAGCCCAAGGAAAAAUGUGAUUUUACUGUUACUAUGCAAGCUCAGCGGACGGCACCGCUUGAUAUGCAGUGCAAAGACAAAUUUCUGAUUCAAAGCACUGUUGUCCCGUUUGGAACCACAGAAGAUGACAUCGCAUCUGAUACGUUUGCAAAAGAUAGUGGAAAGUAUAUUGAGGAGAAGAAACUAAGGGUAAUCCUCAUCAGCCCACCAUCUUCUCCAGUGUUGCUCCCAGUAAAUGGUGACAUGAAGCAUGAUCCAUCCAUCGAAAUUAAUGUGCAAAAAGAUAGGGUGGCCAGUGGAGUCGAAAACAUACCUCCCCCUAGCAGAGUUUCUGAGGAUGUUAAAGUUUUGGAAGCAGCCCAGGAUACGAGGGAGGAUAGAGCAGAUGAGGAUAUUGUGCAAAGACAAUUUGAGAAUGUUGGUGACUUGAAGCCAGCUAAAGAUGACGUGCAGUUGAUUUUAGCUAACGAAUCUGAGGAAUUGAAGUCAACGCUUGGUAUAAUGGAUUCAAAGCUAAGAGAGGCUGAGGUAACCAUCAUGAAGCUGAAUGAGGAGAGGCGCAUGAACACUCAAGAAAAAGAUUUACUUAAGAAAGAGUUGGAGCGCUUGAAGAGGAAAAUCAAUACGAAAGGAGUUCAGGCUGGCUUUCCAUUACUGUUUGUUUGCAUGGUUGCUCUUGUCAGUGUGGCAGUCGGAUAUUAUAUUCAUCCAUAAGGGCGAAAACUGCGCGUGUAGGAUGGUAGACGUUCUAAAAUCAUGGAUUUCUCUGCAGUGAUUAGAUAGAGGAUGGUUCAUUGUUUAUUGUGAUGGUUUUACUCGACAGAUGUUAAUAUGCGAUAUGGGAAGCUCUGUGAAAUGCAAGUUAACUAAGCCUUUCAAUAGAAGCAUAAUAAGCAGCUUUCUGAUAUUUUGAGCCGACAUCAUAGGCCUGUUCGUUGACUUUUCUAGAAAUGCUUCGAUUAAAAUCCGCGCGAAUGAGACGUAUCAGUGAAGGAUAUGCUUGCAAUUUCUAGUUUCUUUUCUGAUUGAUUGAACUUUCUAGUUUCUAUUAAAGGAGACAUUAAAGAUGGAGCAACACAAGUACAGGGACCAAUGCCUUUGCUGGCUUCUUGUUUGUAUAUGAAUUCAAUUUAGUUUCGCCACCUAGGCGAUUAUGGUCGGUUGUGCAUGAGUAUUUUGCACUAUUAUACCUUUUCUUAACAGAAAAAUAUAAAAAACUAAAAUUAGUAAAAUCAUGAGUUCAGCGGUACUUUAUUUU